Molecule: messenger RNA, 2185 nt
Organism: Nothoprocta perdicaria
Lineage: Eukaryota; Metazoa; Chordata; Aves; Tinamiformes; Tinamidae
Gene: LRTM2
Product: leucine rich repeats and transmembrane domains 2
Exons: 4
Coding region: 205-1317 (370 amino acids)
Cellular component (GO): plasma membrane
Molecular function (GO): protein binding
Source: RefSeq, a predicted model, not a curated record
GAGAACUCACCAGGCAACGGAGGGAGUUUCUGCAGGAUUUGCUUUGGGAAUUGCACGGGGUGCGCUGGAAGAGCUGGCUCACAGGAGGGUCCGUCCUAGCCUGGGCACAGCUCCGAGAGGCAGGCUGCAAGGUUGCUCCUCCAGCCUGGGAGGCCGUGCACCAGGCUGGCUGGUGGAUGUGAAGACACGCUGGAGAAGACAACGAUGCUGCCCAUGAGCGCUGGCCACCGGUGGAGGAGCAGCUUCCCCAUGAGGUGGCGAGAGGCUUGCCUGCUUGGCUGCUGGCUGUCCCUGUGUGCUGCAGAGUCCUUCUUCGCCUGCCCUUCCUCCUGCAAGUGUAACAGUGGCAAUCUGGAAGUGGACUGCAGUGGCUUGGGCCUCUCUUCCAUCCCCUCAGACAUCCCCACAAACACCAGGACCUUCCUUUUUCUCAACAACAAACUCAGCAUCCUGCCAGGACCGGUCUUUUCCAACCUCUCUGCCCUACAAAGGCUGGACCUAUCUAACAACUUCUUGGACCAGCUCCCUCAGAACAUCUUCAGUGACCUGGGGAACCUCACAGAGCUCCAGCUGAGGAACAACAGCAUCAGGGCCUUGGACAAGGACCUGCUGCAACACACGGCCCUGCUGCGCCAGCUGGACCUCUCCAUCAACGGCCUGGCCCAGUUACCCUCGGGCAUCUUUGAUGACCUGCCUGCUCUCCGCUCCCUCUCGCUCAGGUCGAAUCGCCUGCAGAGCCUGGACAGGGUGACCUUUGAGCCUUUGACCAGCCUGCAGCAACUCCAAGUUGGGGAUAACCCCUGGGAAUGUGACUGCAACCUCCGAGACUUCAAGCACUGGAUGGAGUGGUUCUCCUACCGAGGUGGGAAGAUCGACCAGCUGGCAUGUACCCUGCCCAAGGAGCUGAAAGGGAAGGACAUGCGAAUGGUGCCCAUGGAGAUGUUCAACUACUGUUCGCAGCUGGAUGAUGAGAACAGCUCUACUGUCCUGGACAAUACUGGCCCACCGUGCACUAAAGGAAGCACAACUCCUUCCAAAUCUAAAUCAGGCCCAGAACCAGAGGUGGAGCCCAGUGUGGGAUGUCCUCAGAAACAGCGCUACAGGCCUGUGAGCGUGCGCCGGGCUAUUGGCACUGUGAUCAUCGCAGGGGUGGUUUGUGGCAUCGUGUGCAUCAUGAUGGUGGUGGCAGCAGCUUACGGCUGCAUCUAUGCAUCCCUCAUGGCCAAGUACCAUCGGGAGCUGAAGAAGAGGCAGCCACUCAUGGGCGACACAGAAGGUGAACAUGAAGAGCAAAAACAAAUCUCUUCUGUGGCAUGAAACUCUUCUAGGAAGGCAAGGACAGCAGUUAACAAAGGUAUCUGAGAGCUGCCAAGCAUGGGGUCCUCCCGACAUACAUCUUCUCAGACAGACAGACAGACUGUGCUAUUGCUCCUGUCACCCAAGUAGUGCAACACGCUUCGGAGAGUGGGGGGGUCAGGACACCUGGCUCUAACUUCUGUUCCUCUGCCCCAGGCCCCUUCUGUGCCCUCCCAUCCUUGGGCCCUUCCAGGCAAAUAAAGUAGAGUCACACCUCGAGUGCUUGCCGUGCCUCAUGGCCUUGUGCAGAGCUUCCCUCACGUGCCUGCUUGGCAGCCGCUGGCACCUUGUGGGAACCCGUGCCGUCCCCUCAGCUUCCAGACUGAGUCCUCCUGUGCCCUGCCCAGAGCUCCCUGCAGACAGAGCAGCUUCGUGAAAGCUCAUGGACACCAGGCAAGUGUCCAUACCUUACUGCUAGGGUCAYUGCUGUUGUGUGACAGCAGCUCGCUCCUUGCCCAACAAGUCAGCAUGGCCAAGAGCGUGUUAGAAGGCACGGAAGGUCUCUAGGACAUGACGACUGUCUGAGGGAUAUUUCCCUUCUCGCUUUUAGAGGUGGAAGGAUACCUACAUCACUCCAGCACUGCCUGGGAGCACAAGCUCUUUCUGUUCCCGGCCAAGGACAAGUCUACAAGCUGACAUAUGUCUCAUCCUUUAUAGGUACACAGAGACAGAGCCACGCUCCUGCACACACACUCUGAGUCACUCUGAUCCCAACACACACACACAGACAUYGCUCCGUUCCAUACAUUCAGGCGCCCCAUCUGCGCAUGCAGAGCCACAUGUGCACAGACUCAUCUGCCCUGUGCUUGCAGCCAUGAAUACAUUUAGC